UGUUGGCCACACCUUCUUGGACACUAGAUUUUAUGACACAAGCCAAAUUUCUUCCACUAGUGAAAUGUGCUAAACAAAUCAAUCCGGGAAUGAUGGGAGUUAUGAUGUCUUCCGCGCAGGAAAUAGCGUCAGGUGCGCCAUUCAAGUUCUGCGAUAAAAGCAAGGAACCGACAUGGCCACUUGUCGACUGUAUCUCAACGCAUGCCUUGAAGAUUUUCAAAAAGUCUCCAAAGCUGUGGAAGUGUCUUUCAAGCAUUGGAAUUGAUGGCCAGGCAUUGAAGAGUGAUUGUGACAAAUGCGAAGCAACCAAAAAGUGGAGUGAUGAUGGUUGCCCAGAAAAUGUAGUAUUUGCCGACUGCGUUGAGUUUGCGGAGCGUUCUAAAACGCUUAUAGCAAAUAGAUUUGCAAAUAUGGAAUCGUUUGACAUGGGUAAGAUUAAGAAGAUCCUCGAUGAUAUGAAAUGUGAAAAUCAA
This is a messenger RNA of Gryllus bimaculatus (two-spotted cricket), 473 nucleotides long. The record is from the annotation of a GenBank genome assembly. NCBI's taxonomy places the organism in Eukaryota, Metazoa, Arthropoda, Insecta, Orthoptera, Gryllidae.